Molecule: messenger RNA, 2284 nt
Organism: Zootoca vivipara (common lizard)
Lineage: Eukaryota; Metazoa; Chordata; Lepidosauria; Squamata; Lacertidae
Product: U8 snoRNA-decapping enzyme
Biological process (GO): mRNA catabolic process; sno(s)RNA catabolic process
Cellular component (GO): nucleus
Molecular function (GO): phosphodiesterase decapping endonuclease activity; snoRNA binding
Source: RefSeq, a predicted model, not a curated record
GAUUGGCCGCAAGGAAAGUUCGGUGCGCGCUGAUUGGAGGCGCGGUGCCUCUGAUCUCUAUUUUUCUGUUUCCUCUCCUGCACCGGGAUUGUAGCGGUGGCCACACGGCUCGUGGAAAUCGGAAGCCGAGGGGUUCUAAGUUAGGGGUUGUCGGUAACAGGCUCGGUCGAUGGGCGAGUACCGGGCUCUGAGCAGGGCCGAAGCGCUGCAGCUCGCGCCGCCCGACUGGCAGCACGCUUGCCAUGCCCUCCUGUACGCACCUUGCCCCGGACGCCUCUUCGGGAAGUUCCCGCUGCGUUUCGCAGCGCUGAUGCAGAUGCGGUUCGAUGGGCGCCUGGGGUUUCCUGGUGGAUUUGUGGACCCGCAGGAUGUGUCUCUGGAGGAGGGUCUGAAUAGGGAGCUGCAUGAAGAGUUGGGCCCUGGCGCUGCCUCACUGCACUUGGCUGAGGACCACUACUUGAGCUCCCAUGUGCCUGAGGGGCCAAAGCGAAUAGUGACACACUUCUACGCCAAGCAGCUUAGCCUGGAGGAGCUCCGGACCUUAGAAGACAGGGCCACUCAGGCAAAAGAACAUGGCUUAGAGGUGAUGGGGCUCAUCCGUGUCCCCCUCUAUACCCUGCGCGAUGGCGUUGGGGGGCUCCCAGCUUUCCUUAGCAACACUUUCAUUGGCAAUUCCCGGGAGCAGCUGAUUCACGCCCUGGAUACUCUUCAGCUCGUGCCAGGAGAGCAACUUCAGAAGGCUGUUGCCAUGACUCAGAAGAGACCUUGAGUGUCAUUGGUUGUGGCUGCCAUGUUCUAGCCUCUGACGGUUCUGUAACUGAAUUCCCCCAUGAACUUUGGACUCUUGAACGGAGCCGAUGUAGUGGAGAAAUCCAAGAAUGUGGGAAGAGAGUGGAAAUGGACCUUUCCUUCCCCCUGCCUAAGGAGAAUGACUCAGUUCUGGUGAAUCUAGCCCUGAAAAGGAUUUAAGCAUCUAGAUAGUUGUGCAUUUAAAUUAUUGAAGAUGGCUGCCUCACUUGGAUCUGGUUUUGUUGUUUAGUCAUGUCCGACUCUUUGUGACCCCAUGGACCAGAGCACGCCAGGCACUCCGGUCUUCCACUGCCUCCCGCAGCUUGGUCAGACUCGCGUUCGUAGCUUCGAGAACACAGUCCAACCAUCUCGUCCUCUGUCGUCCCCUUCUCCUUGUGCCCUCCAUCUUUCCCAACACCAGGGUCUUUUCCAGGGAGUCUUCUCUUCUCAUGAGGUGGCCAAAGUAUUGGAGCCUCAGCUUCAGGCACUCAGGGCUGAUUUCCUUCAGAAUGGAUAGGUUUGAUCUUGCAGUCCAUGUGACUCUCAAAAGCGUCAAUUCUUCAGCGGGUAGGCAAGGGUUAAGAGAGCGAAGCAUCUGAUCUUCUGUGUGUUUAGAUAUAUAAGACACACACACAUGGUUUCUUGCAUUUGGAGAAUAGCACUACAAAUAACACACUGACUCAUCUGUGGUUUCUGUUUUUCUUCUGUAAUUUCAAACCUUCUGCCUCUGAGUUCCAGUAUUUGUAUAUCAUGGAAGUUGGGGUUUCGCACCCCACAAAAGCCCAUUGCACACCCCUUUUGGUAUAUUAUUUACUUUAUCAUUUCACAGCGGAAGUCUGCCUUUCUAAUAUUUUACUAGUGCUUGAAGAAUGGCUUAAGAUAUUUUGUGGCUCUUGACUCCUAUAAUAUUUUUUAUUAGCUCAUAUGGAAGUGGUAAAUGGCCACUAGAGACAGUCAUUAUUUGUCUUCCUCCCACAGGUUUCUCUUUUUCCAAUUUUGAUGAUGUGCUGACAUGGGGGUGGGAAUUGUCAAUUAAAGACUAAGAACCUGCCAUCAUUCAGUUCAGCAGCAAAUAAAUAGUUGUAUAAUUGGUUUUGCUGUAUAUGGGCCUUGGAAACCCAAACUUCUCUGCUUGGAACAAAUUAUGCACACUUCAUGGCACCAGUGUGAUUUGCUUUCUGUUAAACCUCUAGUUACAGAAUUCAGAAUACCUUGUUGAGCCCUGGGAGUGGAGUGGAAAAGGAAUGGAAGAGCACAUAGAGAUAAGUGUUGUAUGUAUCCAAUAAUAAUAUCCAUGCAAGUGUAGAAUAUGGCAGUGGGACAGAACUCAGCCUCUGGAAGGUCUCUGCUAUCACUAGUUUUCAAAAACAAGUCUGUAAAUCUUGUACUGAUGAGAAGGGGGUUACAAGUUUUCUUUUUUUAAAAAAAUAUUUUUUAUUAAAGAUUUUCUUUGUUUACAAAAGUGCCUUGUCUCUUUUUUCAGGCUGUAGAGUCU